AUGAUUCAGAAAAAAGAAGUACCAUUACUAGAUCAGAUUCAAUUUUUCCUUUCCAAUGAAGGACAAGAAGAAAUUCCUAACUCACCAACAACGUCAAUUCAUCAAAGUGAAGCUGACGAAGAAGAUGAGGAAGAACAAACAAAAAUGAUUCGGUCAGAUCAACUGUGGUCAAUACUACUUGCUGUUAAUGCUACACCGACACCAAAUAUGAAGAAAUUGAUCUAUUUUUUGUACUCGAUUCCAGCUAGUAAUGUUUAUGUCGAAAGUAUUUUUUCUGACAUGAAGCAUUUACUUAGUGAUUCUCGUAAUCGAAUAUCAGUCGAUCUAGUGUCUGCUGAGUUACAAAUUCGUCGAAAUUCCUUGUUGUCAUGUACUGAUAUGCAUCAAUAUUUGAUAUCCCAUAAAGAGUUGCCCAUGUAG
Rotaria socialis is the source of this 420-nucleotide messenger RNA. The record is from the annotation of a GenBank genome assembly. Lineage: Eukaryota; Metazoa; Rotifera; Eurotatoria; Philodinida; Philodinidae.